Messenger RNA from Rhizophagus irregularis DAOM 181602=DAOM 197198, 1196 nucleotides. NCBI's taxonomy places the organism in Eukaryota, Fungi, Glomeromycota, Glomeromycetes, Glomerales, Glomeraceae. The record is from RefSeq and is a predicted model, not a curated record.
AUCUUAUAUCUUAAAAAUAUAUUUUUUCUUUUUUAAAAAGUUCACUUUAUUCUUUUUUCUAAAACAAAACGAGAACAUGGAAUUGUCUAACAAUACCUCUCUAAACGCGAAAUUUCACCAGAAAAACAAUAAAGCUUAUAACUUAAAACAACUAGAAGAGCGCAUGGAUAAACUCAAAAUUGAAUCCGGAUUUGAGUGUUCUGCAAAGCGCGUUGCUCUAGCGCCAAAAACUGUUGUUAACGAGCCUAGAGUGUGGCAUUUAGAUGAUUUUGAAAUGGGGAACCCUCUUGGUGAAGGGCGUUUCGGUCGUGUUUAUAUGGCAAGAGAAAAGGAUAGUAAGAAGAUUGUUGCUAUCAAAGUAAUAUUUAAAAAAGAAUUUCGAGAAAAUAAUAUGAUAGAACAACUAAAACGCGAAGUGGAGAUUCAGUCUCAUCUGAGACAUUCUAAUAUCUUACGCUUAUAUGGAUACUUUCACGAUAAGCAUCGCGUAUUUUUGGUGUUAGAAUAUGCCGAAAAUGGAGAAUUGUAUAAGAAUCUUCAAAAAGAUGGGCCUUUUACAGAACAUAAAGCAGCAAGUUAUAUAUCUCAGAUAGCAGCUGCUCUUGUCUAUCUUCAAAAGAAAAAAGUAAUUCAUCGAGAUAUGAAGCCAGAAAAUAUACUAUUGUCAAGUGAUGGUAAAAUAAAGAUUUCGGAUUUCGGAUGGGCGAUUCAUACACCAGACGCAAGCCAGAGACGUAUGACAUUCUGUGGUACGCCUGAUUACUUGGCACCUGAAAUGAUCAAAGACAUGGGUUAUGGCCAAAAGAUAGAUGCGUGGGCGCUUGGAGUGUUGUGUUAUGAAUUUUUGGUUGGGGAGCCUCCUUUCAUGGUUGAAGACUUACGUGAAACUUAUCAAAAAAUUGCCACAGUAGAUUAUAAAAUACCAGAUCAAAUCUCUUUGGAAGCUAAAGAUCUUAUUUCGUCUUUAUUACAGUCCGAUCCUGAGAAACGUUUGCCCCUCGAUCAAGUUACGACACACCCAUGGAUUUUGAAGAAUAAGUAAUCAGUUUAUGGAAUAUGAAAGAAUUUAUAUAAAUUACAAAUAAGUAAUAAUAGAUUAAAUGAUUAAAUAAAAUUAUAAUCAUUUACCAAUUAUUGACAAUAAGUUAUUCUUUUAAUAAUAAAGAUAUCGAAGCACGAUCAAAAUAUUUUAUUUU